UGUUAUUGCAAAAUAAUAUUUUUUCGCCAACUAUGACCGUAGUGCAAAACUAAACAUAAAUUAAACAUAAAAUCAAAUAAAAAUUAAAGUGAAAAAGCUUAACACAGACAGUUAAACAAAUAUCGUACACAUAAAGUGGCAUGCUUAUAAGCAAAGUAUGACCGAUAAUCAGGCGGGGCCAGUGGCGAAGGAAUCGACAACCAACUGCGAAUGCCCACAGCAGGUGCCAUCGACAACAUCCACUGGUGCUGCUGUGCCACCCAGUUGCCCGACCAAUGUUGUGACCAUACCCGUGCCCAUUCUGCAAUCGGAGGGCAACUUCGCUUACGUCACCGUCAAGGGUUCACUGCAUGAUUACACCUGUACCGUGUUUGGCUUGAAUCAGGCUGAGGUGCAAGCCCUGUCGAAUCGUCUGUCCGUUAAGCCUUGUGUUAAUGGCGUCCUAGUCGCUGUACCGCCCAUGGUUAUGUUGAAUACUUUAGCCCAACUAAGCUAUAAGGUAGUUUGUAGCUGCGGCGAAGCGGAAAUCUGUUGGACAAUGCAGCGCGAGGUCUAACGAAGUUGGAAAGUUUGAUUCGAAGCACAUUAAGAAAACCUCAGUCAAAAUACCGA
Drosophila mojavensis is the source of this 612-nucleotide messenger RNA. RefSeq lists its product as uncharacterized. The transcript has 2 exons. The record is from RefSeq and is a predicted model, not a curated record. Lineage: Eukaryota; Metazoa; Arthropoda; Insecta; Diptera; Drosophilidae. Bases 158 to 556 code for a protein of 132 amino acids.